CUCCAUUCCAAGAUGGCGGCCUCCAUGCCCCAUGCCGCCACUUCCGCUCUUCCUCACGUGACCGCAGCGCGACCGCUUCCGCUACCGGUCACGUGUCCCGCCGCCAAGAUGGCGCUGUGCAGGGCGGGCCGCUGCGGGGCGUUGCGGCUGUGGGGUCCCGCGCCGCCCCUCCUGGCGGCGCUGAGGCCGCUGCCGGUGCUCUCCCUGCCCACCAAGGCGAGCUCCCGCUGGGCUCUGGGUGCGCGGUGGCUCCGCGGCCGCUAUGAACGCUUCCUGCAGCGCAGCUUCCCCCGCCUCUAUGCCCUCCACUCCGCCUUCACCGCAGGGCUGGAGGCGCUGCUGGCCGACGCCAGGGAGGUGCGGCAGAUCCGGCAGACGAUGGCCCGGGAGGGGCUGAGCGCUGCGCAGCUGAACUACAGGGACAUGGAGCGGCUGCGGCAGUUCCGCAGGGACGUCCUCAAGGCCGUCCCCGUUGCUCUCAUCGCCAUUCCGCCCUUCGCCAACUUCCUGGUCCUGCUGCUGAUGUACUUCUUCCCACGGCAGUUCCUGAUCCGCCACUUCUGGACGCCGCGGCAGCAGCAGCAGUUCAGUGAGGAGAACCACAGCGCCCGCCGCGCCGCCUACGCCGCAGUGCUCAGCUGCCUGGACACGGCUGUGCAGUCCCUGCCUGAGCAACGCCUGCAGCACCGCCUGCGGGAGCUCUGCCUCCAGGUGCAGCGCGGCCGCCAUCCGCGCGUGGCUGAGCUCUGUGCCGUGCGGGCGCUGUUCUCAGGUCCGGCCCUGCGCCUGGCUGAGCUGCGGGCGGCCCACGUGCGGGCGCUGAGCCGGGUUCUGUUCCUGACGCCGCUGCUGCCCUCCGUUUUGGUGCGGCGCCGCCUGCGUGGCCACCUGCUGGAGAUCCGGCACCUGGACGGCGCGCUGGCACGGCUGGGCCUGGCACAGCUCUCCGAGGAGGAGCUCAGAGCGGCGUGCUACCUGCGGGGGCUGAACCCCUCCCAGCUGAGCGCGGCGCAGUGCAGAGCGUGGCUGGAGCAAUGGCUGGGGCUGUCCUGCAUGCUGCAAGCCUCCGAGGCGUCCCUGCUGGCCAACAGCAUGGUGCUGCUGUCCCUCAACUACGCAGGAGCGGAGCAGUGAGCGGCGCUGAUCCCUCUGCUGCAGCACUGCGUGCUUUGUGCCCCCCAACCCCGGGGGGGGGGUGGUCUGCAGGAGCAGGACAGGAGGCACUGAGGAGCCGUGGACGUCAACCCUGUGUCCCUAUGUCCUGGCAGGACAACGCUACUGCGGCUCUGUCCAUUCCCCCAUGGCCACUGUAGCACUUUAUAUGUAUAUAUGGGGGGAACGGGUGUCCCCCUACCCUACAACUCCCCCACAGAGACUCAGCUCAGCUCUGCGUGUCGCUGCUCCCCGCAGAGGGUCGGCCUGGGGAGGGGUCCCUGUGCUCCGCUCCACGUGGGAUCUAUGGGGUCACCCCUUCCCCGUGCCCCACUGCGGUGGGGGGAUGCACAAAUGUCCCCAUUUAGGAUGCAGAGCCCACUGAGCGCUGAUGGCGUUGAGUUCUGUGUUGGUGUCGCUGAGUCCUGCAUUGGUGUUGAGAUUUGACGUGAUGUCAUCGAGUCCUGCAUUGGUGUUGAGAUUUGACGUGAUGUCAUCGAGUCCUGCAUUGGUGUUGAGAUUUGACGUGAUGUCAUCGAGUCCUGCAUUGGUGUUGAGUUCUCAUGUGACGUCACCGAGUUCCGCAUUGGUGCCAUUCAGCUUUUGACUUUCUGUCGUUGAGUUCUGCAUCGAUCACUGAGUUCUGUGGUGGCGGCGUUGAGUUCUUUGGGUGUCAUUGGGUUCCGACGUGAUGUCAUCGAGUUCUGCAUUGGCAUCGUUGAGUUCUGCAUUGGUGUCGUUGAAUUUUGACUUGACGUUGGGUCCUACGCUAGCAUUGAGUUUUGACGUCAUCGAGUUGUGCGGUGGUGUUGAGUUCUACAUUGGUGUCACUGAGUUCUGACUGGAAAUCAUUGGCUUUUGCAUUGGUGCCAUUCAGUUCUGCAUUACUCACUGAGUUCUGCAUUGGUGUCGUUGAGUUCUGUGGUGGUGUCGUUGAGUUUUGACGUGACGUCAUCAAGGUCUGCAUUAGUAAUUGACUUCUGUUGGUCUCAUUGAGUUCUGCAUUACUUUCGUUGAGUUUUGCACUGUUGCUGGGCUUUGAUCUGAUGUCAUUGAGUUCUGCAUUGGUGUCAUUGAGUUCUGCAUUGGUGUCAUUGAGUUCUGCAUUGGUGUCAUUGAGUUCUGUGGUGGUGUUGUUGAGUUCUGCAUUGGUGUCGUUGAGUUCUGCAUCAAUGUUGAGUUUUGAUUUGAUGUCACUGAGUUCUUCCUUGAUGUCAUCGAGAUCUGCGUUACCAAUUGACUUCUCCAUUGGCGCCGUUGAGUUUGGACUUGAUGUUGUUGAGCUCUGCACUGCUGUUGAGUUCAGAUUUGGUGUUGUUGAGCUCUGCAUUGAUGCUGAGGUCUGCAUUGGUGCUGAGUUCUGCAUUGGUGUCAUUGGGUUUUGAUUAAUGUCAUCAAGCUUUCCGUUAGUAGUUGA
Messenger RNA from Gallus gallus (chicken), 2569 nucleotides. Its product is annotated as LETM1 domain-containing protein 1-like. Gene Ontology annotation, cellular component: mitochondrial inner membrane. Bases 13 to 1134 code for a protein of 373 amino acids. Gene Ontology annotation, biological process: intracellular monoatomic cation homeostasis. NCBI's taxonomy places the organism in Eukaryota, Metazoa, Chordata, Aves, Galliformes, Phasianidae. Gene Ontology annotation, molecular function: ribosome binding. The transcript is spliced from 9 exons. The record is from RefSeq and is a predicted model, not a curated record.